AUGGAUGCUGUUAUUAUCGGAGGUGAUUUAUAUUUGAAGAAUAAGAAGGAAUCCAAUUUAGAUGAAUAUUCCCAUCUCGAUAGUAACAAGGGAAUUGAUAAGCAUCGAGUCUAUUUUGAGGACAAACUACUUCCAAUAUUGAAGCAAUUCAAGCAUGGAAAGGUGUAUGUUUGCUUUGGAAAUGCUGAUUUAUAUUCCGAUGUUGAGUUUAUGAAGGAAAAAACAAAAGAGACAAAUAUUGUAGUGUUGUAUAAUGAAAUGAUGAGAGUGAAUGAUGAUUUGGAAAUAAUGGCCUACUCAUCGAUUGUUUUCAUGAAGGGACAUAAGAAGGAUUUUGAGAGAUUUGAUACAAAGGAUGUGAAGGAUACUUUGGCUCAGAAUGUUGAUUCUUAUGUGAUAAGAACGAAAGGAUAUACUACUUUUGAUGCUCAGCAACUCCAUGAUAUUAUUCUCAAUAAUGAAUAUGCAAAUACUCGACAAUUGUUGGAGGAGAAUCCAAGUGAGGAUUCACAUUUUAGAGGAAAGGAAGGAUUUUAUCAUUUCAAAUUUGAUGUAAAUGAUAGUGAAUUGGUGAAGGCCUUUUCUAUUGAAAGAGAAUUGGAAAGAAUUGAGGAGAGGUAUUCAUUUUCUAAAGAAAAUUGUAAGAAUCAAAUAUGGAUCUGUCACAUGCCUCCAAAAGAUACAUGCUGUGAUAAUAUCAGUGAUUUCCAUUGUGGAUCAAUUGCACUUAGAAGAUUUAUUGAAAAGCAUGAACCAGCUGCCACAUUCCAUGGACACUUCCAUAGCUCAGUGGAUUCCUCGAAAGGUGUGUACUGCUCCUCAAUUGUGGGUAACUGUUUGAGUUUCACCUCUGGCAACUAUCCAAAAAGUAAGGAAAUUGCCAUGAUCAAAUAUGAUACUGAAACGAAAGAGCAUUCCAGAGUAUUAGUAUAA
Naegleria gruberi is the source of this 933-nucleotide messenger RNA. RefSeq lists its product as uncharacterized. The transcript has a single exon. The coding region runs from base 1 to 933 and encodes 310 amino acids. The record is from RefSeq and is a predicted model, not a curated record. NCBI's taxonomy places the organism in Eukaryota, Heterolobosea, Eutetramitea, Acrasida, Naegleriidae.